CAAAAAGGUGGCGAGAGAGAGAAAGACGAGCGGUCACCGUUGCACCUUGAGUUGUUUUCGCCCUAGCUACCAUCGUUGUUCUCCAUUCUUGUCCCAAUAUCAGAUCGGAACUCUUUGAAACUAAGUGAAGGAGAAUUUAGGGUUUUUCACUUUCCCUUCCCAGUUUGAUCGUUGUAGACCUACCCAUGUUAUCCAAAAGGACCAAAACUAUGGCAGAGAAGGAGAACUCAUCAUCAGAAACACCGUCUCUGAUUCAGUCACUACCAGAAGAAGUCAUCAUUGACAUCUUAGCGCGUGUGUCCAGAUGGGUGUAUCCAACACUCUCCCUCGUUUCCAAGCAGUUCCGGUCACUGGUUGCGUCACCUGACCUAUACGCAAGACGAUCUUUGUUGGGAUGCACCGAAGACUGUCUCUACAAUAUUUUCUAUGAAAGAGAAACCGGUCUCCGCCAUUGGUGUAUUCUCCUCCCGGAAGCCAACGGUAAUCGCAGGUUGGUCCGUAUCCCUUUACUUCCCGCUCUGACUCACGGUGAGAGCUUUGUCGCGGUAGGCUCCAAGAUAUAUAUGUUUGGUGGGACUACCAUGAGUGCACUUAGCAUAGACUGUAGAUCUCACACGGUGGAACCCCUUCCCAGCAUGCCUGUGCCCAUGCUUAAUACAAUGGCUGGCAUCAUCGACGAGAAAAUUUAUGUAAUGGGCCGCUUCUAUGACUAUAAGAAUGGCAUAAUGGUGUUCAACACAAAAACACAAAUGUGGGAGCCUGAGGUCUUAAACGGUGAGGAGCAACGUCAUGACCCGGGCUUGGAUUAUCUUGUGUUUGACUGGGUGGUGAUGUAUGACAAGAUGUACGUGAGGGAUCAUAUUGAAUGUUCUGUUUACGAUCCAAAGGAAAAUAGAUGGAGACCAGAGGGGAUUCUGAGUUCUAAAGAUUGGAAGAACGCUUGUGUUAUUGAUGACAUAUUGUACCACGGCUUUAGUGUUGAUGGUAAUUAUAAUUUAAGUACUUAUGAUCCAAAGCUGAGGUGUUGGGGUCUGGUUAAAGGUUUGGGAAAGUUGUUAUCUGGGAUGUGCUGGAUACACGCUGCGAAUUACGGUGGGAAGCUGGUUUUGUUUUUUGCUAAAGCAAUUUUUAAUGGAAGAAGAAAUGUAACAUCCAGUAAGGAGAUUUGUUGUGCGGAGAUUUCGCUGGAAAGACGUCAAGGAGGAGAGAUUUGGGGUAAAGUUGAGUGGUCUGGUCAGGUUCUGGUUGCGGUUGCUGAGAAAUCUCGCAUACGGAAAUCUCUAAAUGUUAUAGUUUGAUGCAUGAACUCUUCAUAUAUGCAUGAACACCAAGUUUUGCUGCAUUUUCUUUUCUUUAUAUCUAAAUGUUUCUUGUAAACUUGUGUUUUGAACAUUCUUUGCAAAACCCUUACUUUCCGUUAUGUUAAGUUAUGCAAUAGAAUUUAGGAAUAACUUUUCUUUUUUUG
Raphanus sativus (radish) is the source of this 1465-nucleotide messenger RNA. RefSeq names its product F-box/kelch-repeat protein At4g38940-like. The transcript has a single exon. Bases 186 to 1298 code for a protein of 370 amino acids. Gene Ontology annotation, molecular function: protein binding. NCBI's taxonomy places the organism in Eukaryota, Viridiplantae, Streptophyta, Magnoliopsida, Brassicales, Brassicaceae. The record is from RefSeq and is a predicted model, not a curated record.